Messenger RNA from Syngnathus typhle (broad-nosed pipefish), 878 nucleotides. RefSeq names its product cysteine and glycine-rich protein 2 (gene csrp2). The record is from RefSeq and is a predicted model, not a curated record. The coding region runs from base 150 to 746 and encodes 198 amino acids. Gene Ontology annotation, biological process: sarcomere organization; muscle tissue development. Gene Ontology annotation, cellular component: nucleus; cytoplasm; Z disc. Gene Ontology annotation, molecular function: structural constituent of muscle; actinin binding. The transcript is spliced from 6 exons. NCBI's taxonomy places the organism in Eukaryota, Metazoa, Chordata, Actinopteri, Syngnathiformes, Syngnathidae.
GGCGAAGCACAGUCGACGCUACGUCGACCUUUGGAAUUUCGUCAAUUUCGUCAUCUUAACAUCUGCCUGCUUAUUGUAAAGUCUACCAAAAGGUAUUUUACUCGAUGUAUGUUGCACACAGUUUCGAUGUCAACAUGUUCGCUUCUUGAAUGUUCACAGUCACAAUGCCAAACUGGGGCGGAGGCAACAAGUGCACGGCGUGCCACGGCACGGUGUACCACGCUGAGGAGGUGCAAUGCGACGGCCAGAGCUUCCACAAGAGCUGCUUUUUCUGCAUGGUGUGCAGGAAAGGCUUAGACAGCACCACAGUGGCCAUCCACGACCAGACACUCUACUGCAGCUCAUGCUACGGCAAGAAGUACGGUCCAAAAGGCUACGGCUACGGCCAAGGGGCCGGCACGCUUAAUAUGGACCGAGGGGAGCGACUGGGAAUCAAACCCGAGCAGUCGCCGUGUCACAAGCCCACCACCAACCCCAACCCGUCCAAAUUCGCCCAGAAGUUUGCCGGAUCGGAAAAAUGCGCUCGCUGUGGUGACUCGGUGUACGCCGCGGAGAAGAUUAUGGGUGCGGGUAAGACAUGGCACAAGAAUUGCUUCCGCUGUGCCAAGUGCGGCAAGAGCUUGGAGUCCACCACCCAAACGGAAAACGAAGGGGAGAUCUACUGCAAAGCUUGCUAUGCGAAGAACUUUGGCCCGAAAGGAUUCGGCUACGGCCAAGGAGCCGGCGCCUUGGUCCACGCCGAGUGAUAUCGUCGCCAUUCCUCGCUGUUAUUAUUUUUUUUGCUUUGAAUCUGUCUCAAAUAAAACAAUACACCCCCCCCCCAAACACAAAAAGUUCACAUUUGCCUGUCUUUUAUUAUUAAAGCCAUUAAAACUCAA